AUGUACUCAGUGAAUGAAUUGGACAGCUCAAACAGCACAUAACUCAUUUUCCCAUUAAGUAUUGUGCACAAAACUUGUUGCAGCAACAGAGGAAAUCCAAAAAAAAGAAAAGAAAAGGAGCAAAUGUUGUUCAAGAAAACCAUGCAAAAAACCAAAAACUUCUUCCAAAAAUCUCUGCAAAACAUCCGAAACUUCCUCUUUGGAAGCUAUGAUAAGAUACCAAGAACCUUAUUCUUAAACCCUUUAUCCUGCACCAGCAUUAACCAAAGAAACCAUCAUCUAGAUCACAUCUACCCAGAAUUGUGCAACUCAAACCAAUCACCAAUGUCAGAACAAGAUGAUCAACACAAUGCUGACAGUAGUCCAAUGAAGCAGUUCAUGAACAUUGCUGUCAAUAACAGCACUGAAGUAAUCAACUCUACACAGAAAAUGGAAGUUCCAGAAAAGAUUAUUCAGAAAUCUGCUUCAACUUCUUUUAGGUGUGAAAUUGCUAAUGGUGGGGCCCCAGCUUACAUGCUAGCAGAGAAAAUGAAGGAAUUAGAGAUGAUGGAUGAUGUAGGGGAUGUUGAUCAUACUUUAGAUGUUGAAGAAGCUCUUCACUAUUAUUCGCGCCUUACUUGUCCCGAAUAUGUAGAUAUUGUCAACAAUUUCUUCAUGGAUAUGUAUGCAGAUUUUCGGGUUCCACAACCUUCCAUCACCAUUAGUUCUUCGAGCAGAAGAUUAGGCCCCUUGGCACUUUAAGCAGAUUAAUACUUCUAUGGUCUGAUUGUUUUUCUCUGUUUUUUUUCUUCUGAAUUCUGUCAAUCAAUCCCUUGAGUUUUGUGUGCUUAGUUAGUAGUUCAGUGUGUCUUAUUGUACUACUCUUAUGAUGUAAUAAGGUGAAAAUAUGCUAUGCAUUGCAGGGGAAAACAUAUGAAAAAUGUGUGUCAAAAUUAUAAAUUCCUUGUUGAAAAUCAAUAAAAAAAAAAAGGACUGAUUGUUUUGCUGAUAAA
Spinacia oleracea (spinach) is the source of this 992-nucleotide messenger RNA. RefSeq lists its product as uncharacterized. The record is from RefSeq and is a predicted model, not a curated record. Bases 124 to 741 code for a protein of 205 amino acids. The transcript has a single exon. Lineage: Eukaryota; Viridiplantae; Streptophyta; Magnoliopsida; Caryophyllales; Amaranthaceae.